Desarmillaria tabescens is the source of this 2739-nucleotide messenger RNA. RefSeq lists its product as uncharacterized. The record is from RefSeq and is a predicted model, not a curated record. Gene Ontology annotation, biological process: protein phosphorylation. NCBI's taxonomy places the organism in Eukaryota, Fungi, Basidiomycota, Agaricomycetes, Agaricales, Physalacriaceae. Gene Ontology annotation, molecular function: protein kinase activity. The transcript has 6 exons. Bases 41 to 2575 code for a protein of 844 amino acids.
AUUUGAAGCCUUUCUGUAUCUCUUUUGCUCAUUCUCUGCUAUGGACAGCCACGCUUCUGAGCCACCGCGCUCACCUUCGCCUUCUGCAAGUGUCAAGUCUAAUCCCGCGGAGACCGGACAACCGACGAACACAGCACGCGCGGUUACCAACAAACUUUUGAAAAACGUACGCGAAACGCCCCGCCACCGUCGUCACACUGAGAAUCGAUCGCAUGCGAGUGGCACCAUGGAGGAACAUAGAGCCGAUGUAGUCGAAGACCUUGGACACGUUCCGGAGGUUUCUCUGGAAUACUACAAACAAUUUGUUCUUCCCCAUGCUGCCUAUCAAGAUCAUGUUGAAGAGAUCGUUCAAGUUCUUGAAGUCAAUGGCGUACUGAAGGCCUUUGAAGACGAGUCGGGACUACGAUGGGCGGACUUUCCUAACGACCCCAAGGACAGUGGAAAUACAGAAAACGAAACUUUCAAGUAUAUGGCGACUAUUGCGGCAGCUAUCGUCAAAGCAGCUCUGCAAGUGCUUCCUGGAGAUCGGCAACCUACAACGGUCAUGGAAUGCAAACCUCAUGAGCCGGCUAUUUCAGAAGGGCGCAAUGGUUCAUUCAUCUCAGAUGGGCACUACAGAGUUCUUCAAUCCAGACGUCCGAAGUACUUCCAAAACGCGACAUCCCGUACGGUCGUGGUCGCGACUACUGACUCUGAUAUUGAUAAACUUGCCUGCGACCGGCCGGCGCUAGAAGAAUAUAAGCGCGACGACCAAGUUGACGACCGGAAUGACAAUAUCGCAAAAUUGGUUGGGAACGCAUCUCAAGCUAUGUACGCUAAACCUACUCGCCGUUUUAUGUUUGGAACUACGAUUGAGAACACGAGCGCUCGGUUCUGGUUCUUCUCGCGAGCUAUUGUCCUCACCUCUGAACCAUUCAACUUCAUCAAGGACUAUACGCAUCUGAUCCGUUAUGUGCUUUCCUUGUCCUUUGCGACUGAAGAAGAACUUGGCUACGAUCUAUCUGUUACCCGUAUCGCCUAUCCCCUCGAUGAAAAUCCCUCAGCACACACCAUCCAAUAUGAUUAUCGUGUAGGCGAGAACACAUACCGGACCAUUGAAUGUCUCAGCUCUUUCCGCGCAAGUGGUCUUCUCUCUCGCGCUACCCGAGUCUGGAGGGUCCGCCAGCUCAAUGACCCAGACCAUCGAGAAUGUGCACUCAAAGAUGUUUGGAUACCUUCUGACGCUAAAACGGAACUCGAAAUCCAACAAGAGAUAUUUCGUAGUAUCGAGGAGAACUGCCCAGAGAUCGACAAAGAGUACCGAAAGCAUUUUAUGGAGAUUUUGCAGUGCGAGGUGAUUCAGACCUUUCAAAAGUACAGCGACGAUAUGCCGGUCUUCGUGCGUGCCCCUUUGGAGAAGAAUAAAGAGGUCACUCUUCACAUAAACAAAACGGCGAAGGGCGGCCGAAUCCUAUCCGGAACAACCGUCAGUGCGCCCACGGGAGGAAGUUAUGCCAACCGAAAGGAUACCCCGGCACUAAACCGUCUUUAUAAAGGCAGGAAGCAUGUUCGAGUAGUGUUUGCAGAUGUCGGAAUGCCUCUUAGUGAAGUGCGGCAGCAUGAUGUCUUGUUCACAGCUCUCGCAAACGCAUUGAAAGGCCUUCAAUACAUGUCUAUGGGCCAUUACGUUCAUCGAGACAUUUCCGCCGGCAAUAUUAUUCUGUGUAAUGAUGGAACGGCGAAGAUAUCUGACCUCGAGUACGCCAAGAAGUUUUUAUCUGAUGGCCCACAAAACGAUCCGAAAACAGGCACUCCGGUCUACAUGGCCGUAGAGGUGCAAGAGACAGGGUAUUUCUUCCUCGCUGUACAAAAUGUGAAAGUGCGCGGAAAGACUCCUCGGCGCCCGAUCUUUUUGCACAAUUACCUACACCACGUUGAAUCCCUUUUCUGGGUUGGGUUGCAUGCAUUGUUCUCAACAAUACCGACAACAUACAGCGAGAUGCACCUCACAGAAUGUGGACCACAACGUCAGUUAUUCAACUCCAUUUUUCCCCACCGUCUUGAUGGUGGAUUGGGUCGUCGUCAUCUAUUUAUCGAGGGGGACUUCCAGAAUGCAGAGGAUGUACUACCUGUGGAAUACAGGCCUGCUUUGGAGGAGUUUUCUUGCCUAGGGAAUGCCCUGGUCAACAAGUACGUCGCAGCCUACAACAAGCCGAAUUUCCCUCAGCACGAAAAUUUCGACUCGGUCUAUGCUACGGGAGAUCCUGAUGACGAUCUAUUCUCCUUAUUCCAAGCUGUGGCGGAUGCAGCCUACAAUGGCGAUACGCAGCUGUUACCCGUCGAAGGCGUCGGUAUCACCGUACCACCGCGGGUGCCGCUCUUUAGAGAGAAGAGUGAUAAUGGCGAUCGGGCAGAUGAUCAAACUUAUGUCGAUAAUGGUUCAGACCUUUCGGACGGCGUCGAUGAUGAAGAACCACCUCACAAGAUGCGACGCAAAGGAAGGAAUGCAAAGCAGAAGGUCAGCAGUCGCAGUACAUCCGUUGUGAAUGGGUCAGUAGGAAGCGCUCAAAGCGCAGGAAAGAGAAAGAGAUGUUAGGAAAUGUCACCGACGUAUAGGUGUUUGUGUUCUUUGUCUGUAUCGCGCGACUUAAUGAAUUUAUGGCUUCGGACUAUGACUGAUUCCCAUCGUUGCGUACCAAGGUAUAAGGUCAUUUAAAAAAGGGAAACAUAUCUGGGCGGCGUGGUUACCAUCCUCAAGGC